UAUUAUUAUUUAUAAAUUAUAAUUAUAAAUAAAGAUAAUAAUAAAAUAAUAAUAAUAGAUAAUGAUAAGGGCUUUGUUACGUUUCCACAUCAAAGUAAAAUAUAGUACUUAGUUCUUUUUUCUUUCAUUUAAUGCCUAUUGGUGUUCCAAAAGUACCUUUUCGAAGUCCUGGAGAGGAAGAUGCAACUUGGGUUGACAUAUACAACCGACUUUAUCGAGAAAGAUUACUUUUUUUAGGUCAAGAGGUUGAUAGCGAGAUCUCAAAUCAACUUAUUGGUCUUAUGAUAUAUCUCAGUAUGGAGAAUGAUACACAAGAUCUGUAUUUGUUUAUAAACUCUCCUGGCGGAUGGGUAAUACCGGGGGUGGCUCUUUAUGAUACUAUGCAAUUUGUACAACCAGAUGUACAGACAAUAUGCAUGGGAUCAGCCGCUUCAAUGGGAUCUUUUAUCCUGGUCGGAGGAGAAAUUACCAAACGUCUAGCAUUCCCUCACGCUUGGGUAAUGAUCCAUCAACCCGCUGGUUCUUUUUCUGAAGUAGCAACGGGAGAAUUCAUCCUGGAAGUGGGAGAACUGCUGAAACUACGUGAAACCCUGACAAGGGUUUAUGUACAAAGAACGGGGAAACCCUUCUGGGUUGUAUCCGAAGACAUGGAAAGAGAUAUUUUUAUGUCAGCAACAGAGGCCCAAGCUUAUGGAAUUGUUGAUCUUGUAGCGGUUGAAUGACAAUAAAUAGCCUGAAUUUUGCGUCAAUUCGUGAUUUAAAAUGAACCCUGCCGCGUUUAAUAUUCUAUGAAUUUAUUUACUAUCUAUCUAUAUCUAUUGAUUGAUGAUUGAUGAUUCUAUUGAUCUAUCGAUUCUAUUCUAUUGAAUAAAAGUCAUUCAUAAUCAUACGGUUAGGAUCGAUCUAAACCAGCCCAUUAUGUAUAUGAUUCAACAUGCCAACGAUUAAACAACUUAUUAGAAAUACAAGACAGCCAAUCAGAAAUGUCACAAAAUCCCCCGCGCUUCGGGGAUGCCCUCAGCGUCGAGGAACAUGUACUAGGGUGUAUGUGCGACUCGUUCAUAUCAUAAACUAGAACAAAGGAAAGAGAACAAUGUUCGAAUAUCAAUGAUCAAAUAGGAUAGAACGGAAAAACAAACUACAUUUACUAUCUAAAACUAAAAAUAAGAAAAUGGGGUCAUAUCCCUUUUAUUGUGUAUGAAAUUUAUGGUUUCUUUUGGUGUAAAACCACUCACCUCAAUUCAAGAUGAGAAGUAAUUCUCCAUUGGUAGCAAAUGGUUAUCCAUUAAGCGGAGGAAAUCUUAGAUAGACCCAUCUUGCAAGAACGGACUAACAGGGUCAGCUACCCAGCCAACUUUCAUAAUUAAAUACCGUUACUGUAUAGGUAGAGCUCGUUGUGAAAGACCUAUUACUGGAUAAUUCAUGGGUAGAGCCGAAGAAUGUGAACUAUACAAGUUAGCAAUAACAUUGAUUAAAUGAAGUAAGGGCUCCGGUGUAUAGAGAAGACCUCACCGUUUACGAAGUAACCAUAGAAACGAUGGAAUCCACUAUUUAGUUAUCAUUGCUAUUUUUUUUUAACCUAGUAUAGUACAAUUUCGUAUUUCGAGGUGAAAUGCCUAUAAAAAAAUAAAAAAUCGUGGUUGGGAAGGUUAUAGUAGCGAAAGCCAUUGGAAUUUUUAGUUUAUACAUUGGAAAAAUCCGUUUUGUUAUUAAUGGAAAGGGGCAAAAGAAUAACUGAAAGAAAGGAAAUCUAUUAGUUAUUCGUUAAAGUUUCAUUUAUUCAAUGACCAGAAUUAGACGGGGAUAUAUCGCUCGGAGACGUAGAACAAAAAUUCGUUUAUUUGCAUCAAGCUUUCGGGGGGCUCAUUCAAGACUUACUCGAACUAUUACUCAACAAAAAAUAAGAGCUUUGGUUUCGGCUCAUCGGGAUAGAGAUAGGCAAAAAAUAAACUUUCGUCGUUUGUGGAUCACUCGAAUAAAUGCAGCAAUUCGUGAAAGGGGGGUAUGCUAUAGUUAUAGUAGAUUAAUAAAUGAUCUGUACAAGAGACAGUUGCUUCUUAAUCGUAAAAUACUUGCACAAAUAGCUAUAUCAAAUAGGAAUUGUCUUUAUAUGAUUUCCAAUGAGAUCAUAAAAGAAGUAGGUUGGAAAGAAUCCACCGGUUAAACGGAGUUGCCCGGAGAAUGAACUCCGGGAAGAUCGAAUAAAAAUGAAUAGAAUUAGAAUAUGAUAAAAUAUGAGAAAGUAUAGUAGUCAAAAUAAAUAUAAAUAUGAAUAUGAAUCAACACGUUCAAUAAAAAAUUUUAUUCUUCCCAGAUUAUUCUUUUUUUUUUUUUUCUUACGACACGAGACUUCAAUCCGGAUUAUUGGAUUUUUCCAACAAAAAGGAAAUCCGCGUUUGAGUUCGGAUGGGCAUUUGAAUUCAAGUGAAGAAAGAGUAAACCUAUCUUUUUCUGGCUCUAAGACUGGGAGUUCUGGUGGUCGACUCGGUUCUUUCAAAUUGUUUCUCAUUAUUAAGAAAAGGUAACAAAGAUAAAAUACGAGCUUGUUUUAUAGCAAUAGUAAUUAAUCGUUGUUGUUUCAAGGUCAAUCUAUUCACUCGUCUAGAUAAUAUUUUUCCCUGUUCACUAAUAAAUCGACUAAUUAAACUCAUGUUUUUAUAAUCAAUUCGAUCCCCCGAUUGGAUCGGGGGCAAACGCCUACGAAAAGAUCGCUUGGAUUUAAGAAAAGUUCGCUUAGAUUUUUCCAUGGUUUGGUUAGUUUAUUUCUUAUCCCUAAAAUCCUAUUUCAGCCGUAUCUUUUAUUAGAAUAAAUAAAUAGGAUUUGGUUUUUUUAUAAUUAUCAUCUUUAACUAUGUUAAAUUAAAUAUUAAAUAUGUUAUAUAUAUAAUGUCAUUUUUGCCCUUUCCUUGUAAGAAAGAUAAGGGCGCCGGCGCUCGGUUCGUUCGAUCUAUUUCUUUAUCUCCCCAUGAAUCGUAUGUUUGUUACAAUAUGGACAGAAUUUUAGCAACUCCAAUCGAUUAGGCGUAUUGUGCCGGUUCUUUUGAGUAAUAUAUCUGGAAAUCCCCGCUGAUUCCUUAUUAACACCGUUUCGAACACAAGCGGUACAUUCCAAAAGAACCGGUAUUCGCACAUCUUUACCCUUAGCCAUGAACCUCCUUUGGAUUUUUAAUUUA
Erigeron canadensis is the source of this 3173-nucleotide messenger RNA. RefSeq names its product ATP-dependent Clp protease proteolytic subunit. The coding region runs from base 132 to 722 and encodes 196 amino acids. The record is from RefSeq and is a predicted model, not a curated record. Gene Ontology annotation, cellular component: endopeptidase Clp complex. The transcript has 3 exons. Gene Ontology annotation, molecular function: ATP-dependent peptidase activity; ATPase binding; serine-type endopeptidase activity. NCBI's taxonomy places the organism in Eukaryota, Viridiplantae, Streptophyta, Magnoliopsida, Asterales, Asteraceae. Gene Ontology annotation, biological process: protein quality control for misfolded or incompletely synthesized proteins.